CCAUGUGACCCUCUCGGGUAGGACUCUGCAGCUGCUUCGCAGCGCAACUCUCUCACCAAACUACGCGCCCUUGCGCUGGCGGUGCCAAAAGGCUCCCGCCCCAGUUGAAAAGGCGCAGUGCAUGCCCGCCCGCGUCACUCCGCGGGCGGAGGACGCACGUCGGGGCGCGGCUCCCUGGCUAGCGCGCAGCUCCAGCUCUGUCACUCGCGCCCUUCCGAGGACCUGGCGCACCCGAGCGCCUGCCUGGGGGCGGCGGCAACAAUGCACGGAGCCGCCAGAGCUCCAGCCACCAGCGUGAGUGCCGACUGCUGCAUCCCGGCCGGCUUGCGCCUCGGACCGGUGCCUGGUACCUUCAAGCUGGGCAAGUACCUGUCAGACCGCAGGGAGCCCGGGCCCAAGAAAAAGGUGCGCAUGGUGAGAGGGGAGCUGGUGGACGAGUCGGGGGGCUCCCCUCUGGAGUGGAUAGGGUUAAUCCGGGCAGCCAGAAACUCCCAGGAACAGACUCUGGAAGCUAUUGCAGACUUACCCGGAGGACAGAUCUUCUACCGAGCAUUGCGAGACGUCCAGCCAGGGGAGGAGCUGACAGUGUGGUACUCUAACUCCUUGGCUCAGUGGUUCGACAUCCCCACCACGGCGACUCCGACUCACGAUGAGAAAGGGGAGGAGCGCUACAUCUGCUGGUACUGCUGGAGGACGUUUAGAUACCCCAACAGCCUUAAGGCACACCUGCGUUUCCACUGCGUGUUCAGCGGCGGUGGAGGCGGCGCCUUCCUGCACCACGAACACGCGGCUCGCCAAGGCGCCGUCCCAGCGGCUGAUGGCCUCAGUCUCUCCCCGAAACCCUCCGCGUCCGAUUUCGCCGCGCCUUCCCAGGCAGGAACUUUGCGACCCCACCCACAGGGCCCGCCACCAGCUCAGGCCUGCGGUGCGCGGGAGGGCAUCAAGCGCGAGGCCUCUUCCGCGCCCUCGGCCACCUCGCCGACCCCAGGCAAGUGGGGGCAGCUCAAGAAAGGCAAGGAGCAGCUGGACCGUGCCUUGGACAUGAGCGGGGCCGCCCGAGGACAAGGGCACUUCCUCGGCAUCGUGGGCGGCUCCUCGGCGGGGGUCGGCAGCCUGGCCUUCUACCCCGGCGUGCGCUCCGCUUUCAAGCCAGCCGGCCUAGCCAGGGCGGCGGCGGCCGCCCACGGCGACCCCUACCGGGAGGAGAGCGGCAGCAAGCAGGGGGUCGGCCUCACCUUGGGCAGGCUGCUGGGCGGCGGCCGGGCGUGCGGGCGCCCCGGCAGCGGGGAGAACUCGGCGGCGGGCGGCGCGGGUCACCACCAUCACCACCACGCGCACCAUCACCACCACCAUCCGAAGUGCCUGCUCGCGGGGGACCCGCCGCCGCCACCGCCCCAUGGUCUGCCGUGCUCUGGGGCCCUGCGCGGCUUCCCUCUGCUCUCGGUCCCCCCGGAAGAGGCGUCCGCCUUCAAGCACGUGGAGCGCGCCCCGCCCGCCUCCGCCGCACUGCCAGGAGCGCGUUACGCGCAGCUGCCCCCCGCGCCCGGGCUGCCCCUCGAGCGCUGCGCGCUGCCGCCCCUCGACACGGGCGGUCUCAAAGCCUAUCCAGGUGGUGAAUGUAGUCACCUGCCUGCCGUCAUGCCGGCCUUUACAGUCUACAACGGGGAGCUGCUCUACGGCUCACCGGCCACUACCGCUUAUUACCCGCUCAAAUUGCACUUCGGCGGGCUGCUGAAGUAUCCGGAGUCCAUCUCCUACUUCAGCGGGCCAGCAGCGGCCGCCCUAAGCCCCGCUGAGCUGGGCUCGCUGGCCAGCAUCGACCGAGAAAUCGCCAUGCACAAUCAGCAGCUGUCCGAGAUGGCUGCCGGGAAGGGUCGCGGACGCCUGGACUCGGGGACGUUGCCACCGGCCGUCGCGGCGGCGGGAGGCACAGGGGGCGGCGGCAGCGGAGGCAGCGGCGCAGGUAAGCCCAAGACCGGCCACCUGUGCCUCUACUGCGGCAAGCUGUACUCGCGCAAAUAUGGGCUCAAGAUCCACAUGCGGACGCACACGGGCUACAAGCCACUCAAGUGCAAAGUCUGUCUGCGGCCCUUCGGCGACCCCAGCAAUCUCAACAAGCACAUCCGGCUGCACGCCGAGGGCAACACGCCCUACCGCUGCGAGUUCUGCGGCAAGGUACUUGUGCGCCGCCGGGACCUGGAGCGACAUGUCAAGUCCCGCCACCCUGGCCAGAGUCUGCUCGCCAAAGCGGGCGACGGCCCGGGUGCCGAGCCCGGCUAUCCCCCGGAACCUGGGGAUCCCAAGAGCGACGACAGUGACGUGGACGUCUGCUUCACAGACGACCAGAGCGACCCCGAGGCUGCGGGCGGCGGCGAGCGCGACUUGUAAUAACUCUUCCCGGGAAGGGGCGGGGCGAGGACAGAGGAAUCGAGGGUCUAUUCUCGCAGAAGAGGAACUCCUGGUGGUGGAAAGAGGGACCCAAUGGACAAAACCGUUUUUGUUUUUGAGAGGGCGCCAGAUAUGGAACAGUGAGAGGUCCCAGAUCUGGUGCUGAAACUCAGAGCAACAGUUCAGAGGUGGCAUAAAUCCGGCCACCUGGACAGCUCGAGGGCGACCAGGACCUCCGUACCCCGGGCCUCUGGACUUCUUGGAUGAGCUCACCCUGAACCGCCCAGACGGUCUGCUCUUGGUGUUCAGGAUCACAUCAAUGCGAACGUCACAGCGCCCUCGAGGGCGCACAUUUUAACUGCCACGUAUUCUUAAGUUGUACUUUUCUGUGAAGGAAAUUGUGCCUUUUGAAACGACGUUUUGUGUGUGUAUUUUACAUUAGCAUUUCAUUUCUUAGGCAAAACACUAGUCACAAUUGGGUAGAUGUGACAUCCAUAUACUGAUUUCCAUUUUAUCUGUUCUCAUGUCAAAGACUACGCCUUGCCCUAUUGAAUAUAGUGGUAGCAGGUGUACAAAUUGGUCAAGUUGCAAUUAUUUAUGAGAGAAUAAUGAUAAAUGUAAAAUAUCUAAAGCAUGAAUCUAAGAGCACGCAAUAUAUAAUUUUAAAGAAAAUAUUCUAUUUGGUAGAAUACAAAUGUGGUGUGUGUUGUUUUAUAAUGACUGCUGUACAGUGGAUAUAGCAUUUUGGUUUUGGUUCCAGCUUGUGCAAUCUUUAAGAAAAAUAAAGAUACAAACGAGAGUUUGUUCACUUAGU
This is a messenger RNA of Cercocebus atys (sooty mangabey), 3202 nucleotides long. It is a transcript of the gene PRDM13, whose product is annotated as PR domain containing 13. The record is from RefSeq and is a predicted model, not a curated record. Gene Ontology annotation, molecular function: protein binding. The transcript is spliced from 4 exons. Gene Ontology annotation, cellular component: nucleus. Lineage: Eukaryota; Metazoa; Chordata; Mammalia; Primates; Cercopithecidae. Bases 262 to 2388 code for a protein of 708 amino acids.